This is a messenger RNA of Symbiodinium sp. CCMP2456, 648 nucleotides long. Lineage: Eukaryota; Dinophyceae; Suessiales; Symbiodiniaceae. The record is from the annotation of a GenBank genome assembly.
AUGCCGCAGUUUCCGCUGCUUUGCUCGGUGAACGUGCCGAACAACCAGUUGAUUCACCUCGACAAAGACGACGGCGUGAUCGGGCUCACCAAAGAUCGCCGUUUAAUUCAUUGGCACAAGCCUAUGCAGAUUGGCGCCAAGCAGCUUGCCGACGAUCUGCCUGCCUCCAAUUUGCAGUGGUGCUUUCACGACAAAGUCGAAGGCCUUGUCUACAUUGUUUUGGUUAACACCGGGACGAAGGAUCAGUACCUGCUCACGGUUAAUCUUCAUCAUGGGACGAAGUCGAUUGAGCCGUUUCCGAGCGACCAUUUCAUGCUGCCACUCGGACUGCGUGGUGGGGUGCUGCUGGCGCAAGAAGGAAAUUUGAUCCUUGCGUAUGAUCUUGAAACUUGUGACGUGAUCGAUCGCUUGAGCUACUCGACCGAAUUCAAACAUAGUGGUGGACGUUUCUUCCGUAAUCCUCGCACCGAUCAAUGGUGUGCCGCGUCGUACGAUGGUCGAACGAUUCGGUUCGAAAAUGUCUUCGCCGAGUCGUCUGACAAAACGCCUUGGCUGACGAGCAUGAUCGAAUGCGAAGGAGUGGAAGGGCCGAUUGGCAUCACGCAUCGCGGCGAAAUCUGCUUCACCGAAAGUGGCGAGCUAUGGGAU